Molecule: messenger RNA, 2325 nt
Organism: Betta splendens (Siamese fighting fish)
Lineage: Eukaryota; Metazoa; Chordata; Actinopteri; Anabantiformes; Osphronemidae
Gene: sstr3a
Product: somatostatin receptor 3
Exons: 2
Coding region: 384-1832 (482 amino acids)
Biological process (GO): neuropeptide signaling pathway
Cellular component (GO): membrane; neuron projection
Molecular function (GO): somatostatin receptor activity; neuropeptide binding
Source: RefSeq, a predicted model, not a curated record
AUUUUAACACCUCCUACUUGACUGUGUGCGGCAGGCUGAGCUGUUACCUAGUUACAAGCCAGAGACCUGCGCUACUGUUAUAAUGUAGCGUCGCUGACUCUCAGCGUAUCAGUCGGUCCGGGAGCAGACGGAGGAGAAACUCAGCGAGAAAACACACACAGAGCAGGGGAGCAGACUGUUUCACAGCCGAGGAUGAAAAUGCAACGCAUCCUGACGGGGAAUAGGUGAAGGGAAGCGGCUCCUCUCGCGUUGUUUCAGCACCACAGCCUAAAGCAUUGGACGAGACCGGGCUGUGAGAGAGAAAAGUCCGCGUGGAAAGAACAGAUGGGUGCAAGCUGAGACAGCAGAAGGACAAAGCAAGAGGCGCGCCGCUCGCGGGUGACAUGUCGCUUCCUGGACUGGAGAUGACAGAUGAGAUGUGGGAAAACAGCAGCUCCGCCAGCCCCACGCCCGGCCCCCCGCUGUUUCUGCUCAUGCUCAACCACAGCGACCUGAACGAGACGCUGUUCAACUCCACCAACUCCACCGUCCCUGACGUCCCUUCGGGUCCCAGCGUGGCGGGGAUCCUCAUCCCACUCAUCUACAUCAUUGUUUGUAUCAUCGGUCUGGGCGGGAACACCUUAGUCAUCCACAUAGUGCUGCACUACUCGAAGAUAGAAUCGGUGACCAACAUCUACAUCCUGAACUUAGCCAUCGCCGACGAGCUCUUCAUGCUGGGCCUGCCCUUCCUGGCAGUGCAGAACACCCUGCAGACGUGGCCCUUUGGCUCCUUCAUGUGCCGCCUGGUCAUGACCGUCGACUCCAUCAACCAGUUCACCAGCAUCUUCUGCCUCACGGUGAUGAGCAUCGACCGCUACCUCGCCGUGGUCCACCCCAUUCGCUCCUCCAAGUGGCGGCGCCCCCAGGUGGCCAAGGUGGUGAACGGCACCGUGUGGGCCCUGUCGUUCCUCGUGGUGCUGCCGGUGGUGAUCUUUGCCAACAUCCAGAAGAUGGGAGGCAUGUGCAACAUCGCCUGGCCUCAGCCGGCCAACAUCUGGCAGGCGGCUUUCAUCAUCUACACCUCCACCGUGGGAUUCUUCUGCCCCCUUCUGAUCAUCUGCCUCUGCUACCUGCUCAUUGUCUUCAAGAUUCGCAGCUCGGGCAAAAAGGUCCACGCCACCUCAACCAAGAGGAGGAAGUCAGAGCGGAAGGUCACGCGCAUGGUGGUGAUUGUGGUGGCCGUGUUUGUCUUCUGCUGGCUGCCUUUCUACGCCCUGAACAUCAUCAACCUGCUGGUGUCCCUCCCCCCGGAGUACAAGGGCCUUUAUUACUUCGUGGUGGUGCUGGGCUACGCCAACAGCUGCGCCAACCCCAUCGUCUACGGCUUCCUGUCGGACAACUUCAAGAGGGGCUUCCGCAAGGCGCUGUGCCGCUCCACGAGGAGGGUGGAGAACCACGACCCCAUGGAGCGCCAGCAGCAGCAGGACGAGGGCCGGAGGGCGCUCAUGCCCCGGGAGAGCCUGAGGCGGGUGAUCCGGGACGAAGAGGACGACGACGAGGAGGAUGUCUCCGAAAUGACUCAGAUCUACAGAAUCGCCCAGAACGGCAACAGCGGCUUCCAGCCGGAGAGCUCGCAGCCGCUGUUCUCCGAGAAGGGCGCCGCCCCGGGAGCGAGGGAUCUGCCCUCGCCGGACGCCAAGGACAAAGCAGAGGAGGCGAGGGGGAGCGAUGCGGCCAACGGGGCCACGCUGACGGUCCCCUUGCUUCUCAACGGGGCCAGAAAUGGCAGCGUUAAAACCUUGCCGGAGGAAAACACGGAGCAGAGCACGUCGCUGGAGAUCAGUUACUUAUAAUGUGAUACAUGGACAACAAUGCGUUGGUCAUGAUGGGAAACCCUGGUGGGGAACUUUAAGACCAGACCUUUAAGAUGUUUGUUUAGCAUUGGAAGCAGUUGCUAGUCCAUUAGCAGCAGGUGUAACGUGUACAGUUCGGCACGGCUAAAUGUACAGAUCUGUGCCUUUACUCAACAUUCUAAUGUGUCUUGUUUAUCGUCGUGUUCUCUUUAUGUCAUAAUGUAACAAAUGCUGCCUCAAGGUUGGCUGUAGUGAAAAUAGGUUACAAAUAAAUGCAUACAGUAGAGAGAUGACUGUUUUUUCUGUGCUCACAGGCCUUUGAAUACCAACAUUUUGACUGUCAGUGAAUUUUCGUGGUUAAAAGGAUUUGCAGCUAUUUUUACAGGCAGAUCAAAAGUCUAGUGAUUGUUCUUUGUGAUGUUUGUCCGACGUGGAUGCCACAGGACCUGAUCAGCUGUAGCAAGUAAUAAAGAGAAAACGUCUUCUAACCCAG